AUGACCUGUCCAUGCUCACCAUCAGCAUGAAGUGCUCACCAUGGAGGUCACUAUGAAAUGCUUUAGUGAGUCCAUGCCUGCACUACAACAUGACUGCUCUCCUUUGCUCCUCUGCCUUCCCAGCUCUCCCUCACCCACCUCACUUCAGCCCAGCUGAGCACAACCAGGAGACAAGUGUUUGGUACGUGCACAGGGACUCUAUGAUCAAGCACCGGGCCCAGAAAGCUCCCCCUGGGCAACACAGGCACUGCGAGCGAUGCUUCAGCCGGCACUGCCGCGCGCCCAUUGAGGUCUCCGUGUCCUGCAUGGUGAUCAGCUGCCGCCUCCACUGCGGGGCCACCUUCCACAUGUGCAAGGAGGAGGAGCACAAACUGCUCUGCCCCUUGGAGCAGGUGUCCUGCCUCAACUCAGCCUAUGGCUGCCCUUUCUCCAUGGCCCGCUUUAAGCUGGGGAAGCACCUCCAGGUCUGUCCAGCCAGUGUUGUGUGCUGCUCGAUGGAGUGGAACCGCUGGCCAAACGUGGAUUCAGACACAACGCUGCACAAGAAUAUUAUGAAAGAGGCCUUGAAUGAAGAAUGUCUGGACACAGCUUUGGCACUCAGAGACCAGAAGAUACUUUUCAGGGCUUUGAAAGUAGCUGAAUUAUUUCCAGAGUGGAGGAAAGAGGACGAACUGAAAGAACUAAUGGAUCAAGCCAUGGGUGGGGAAGCAGGUGCUGUGGGAGGAGCUGCCUGUGGUUCCCAAGAGGGCAAUGACCAGUCUGAGCUCAGCCAACGUGAGCGGGAAGAUCUGGCAAAAGACAAAGAGGGAAUGGAUCUGGGGAGUUACAAAACAUGGGAGAACAUUUUCAGCAAAGAGCUUCUGGCUUGCCAGGUAACAGGCUCAGCAACCAGCUCAGGGCAAAAGACAGAGGAGGCUUCCAAGAAAACAGCAGCAGCCUCUCGUGCUGCCAGCUCCACAGAGAAGGCAAAGGAAGGACCUGAUGGUGCAGAAGAGGGAAAGAGCCAAAAGUCUGAACAAGUAACACCGAGCAGAGAACUGAAUGGACUGGCUCCCUGGCAGGAAGGGGUGCUGGAGAGGCUGAAGAAGGAAGUCGGUGUGGCAGAUUACAACAUGUAUCUGGUACAUCACGGGGGAAUGCUCAUCCGCUUUGGCCAGAUGGCUGCUUGCACUCCCAGAGAAAAAGACUUUGUCUAUGGCAACUUGGAAGCCCAGGAGGUGAAGACUGUAUACACCUUCAAAGUGCCAGUUAGUUACUGUGGCAAAAGAGCACGACUAGGAGAUGCACUGGGCCACAAGAUGCCAACUUCAGACAAGUCAGUGGAUACCUCAGAACUGGGAAUAAACAUAGAAGAACUACCUAAGACAAAUAUAGUUGAAGCCACACUGCUGUGUGCUCUGGAGAAAGAGCUGAAAGGCCAUGAGAUCUCUGAAGCAAGAGGUAUCGAUGGACUCUUUGUGGAUUUUGCAACACAGACAUACAGCUUUCCUUUGGAGCCCUUCUCCUCCAGUGCAGUUCUAGCAGAUAUUCUGGAUGAAAACAGCCCACCAGAACUGCACAUGGAGCUCUACACUGAAUGUGUAACCAGAAGACACAACAAAAGCAGUUCAGCUUUCACAUUCACUUGCAGUCAUUUCUUUAGGAGGGAUGAGUUCCCAUUCCACUUCAAGAAUGUGCACGCUGAUAUCCAGUCAUGCCUGGAUGGAUGGUUCCAGCAUCGCUGCCCACUGGCCUACUUGGGGUGUCCUUUUGUCCAAAAUCACUUCCGCCCCGAGGGACUAAAGGCCAAGGUUAUUUACAGCAAGCCUCUCAAGACGUUUGCUAUUAAGCCAGAAGUGGACACCCUUCUUGCUGAACCAGGCAAUUCCAUAGUGGAUUGUCGAGGGAGAAACAAGGACUUGCUGAGCAGCCUCCCAGUGGAAGUGCUCAAGUACAUUGCAGGAUUCCUGGACAGCUUCAGUUUAUCUCAGCUAUCACAAGUGUCAGUGCUCAUGAGGGACAUCUGUGCCACUCUUCUUCAAGAGAGGGGAAUGGUCCUGCUGGUCUGGGAGAAAAAAAGAUAUUCCCAUGGUGGUACUUCUUGGAGAGCUCGGAAAAAGAUCUGGCAGUUCAGCAGCCUGUUCUCCAGAGUUCACAACUGGCAGCGCAGCGAUGUCCCGAGCAUGUCGGAGCACCUGAGGAAUUGUCCCUUCUACCAGGCAGAGCCCAGGACAGACCCCGUGCUGCUGACGGGCAUGAGCGAAUCCCGGGAGCAGACUCGAAAGACUUUGGUCUCUACUUUCAAGCACAGAGUCUGAACAACUUUCUUCCCCUCUGACAUGCUCCCUUCAGGGCUCUGAGAUGAAGAUUUGGGGAUUCAGGUGUAAAGAUUGUUGCUUCCAACUCUCCUUUGGACAUACAAAAUUGGCUUCUUCCCAACUGCGUUUGAAACCUCUGCAUUUUUUUCCCCUGCAUUAAAUUGUUAAAGCUUCAACCACUGCUUACUAACAUCACAUGCUUUCUGUUUUCUGUUCCUGGUUUAAUACAGCAUCCUGAAGAAAGCAAUGAGGAUCUUAUUUGAAAACAGCAUUUUUACAUCCUUGAAGGUAGGCUGCUGCUCCUUUACCAUGUACCUGAGAGAAGCAAGAGCGGUUAAUUUACUUAGCUCAAAUAGAUCUGAAACACCUUAGUUUUGUCUGGAAAGCCAAAUUCUUGGAGCACAAGUAGGUGCCCUCCUGCCUGGCAGACCCAGGGACUGCUAACCUGCUCUGAGACGUGGGCAGAAGGAAAGGACACCCCAAAAUUAGGUGAAUUAAUUAGAACUCCAGCGAGAACUUGGGAAUUCACUCUGCAGCCACAGACCAUCAUUUAGGACCCUGACUAAGGCAAGCACACCCAGCUGAGUGCAAGCCUAAAGCUGAGCUCAUGGGAGCAUUCAAACCAAACCAAAGCAAGCAAACUUGUCCUUUGUUAGGAGUAACCAAGUGCAAACAAUUUCAGAGGCUCAACUGACUUUUUAUAUUUUAAGGGUCUGAACUGGAAAAGGGGAUCCAAUUCCAGCAGAGCAUUGAGGUUGCUCUCAGUCCAGCCCCACACUCUGGAUCUUCAUGACUUUGAUCUUGUUUGUGCUGUCCACAAGUCCUGUGAAGUGCAAGAGCAAUACUCCACACACUCCAGGCUGGCGUGUCUUGCAGUGUUUCCUCUCACUGGAAGAGUGGAAGUGAAAUGAAGGAAUCGUGGAAAUCAGAAAGGUCAGAGCAGGGCAAAAAAACUCAUGACAAGAGAAGACAGGAAACAGAAAAGGUAAUGGAUUUGGAUAGAGAGACCUGCCUCGUUGUAGGUGGUGUCAGGAGAGGCAAGAGGAGAUGGGUGAAAGGGCACAGGAAUGAAAGGAGUUGGGAUGUGCUGCCAAAACCAGAGGUUUUCUGGAUAAAAGCAUUUCCUUGACAAAGACUCUGGAAAUUCCCAACUGGUGCUAUACAGUAACAUGGGGCAGAUGAUAAUUUUUAGGGGGUGAAAGGGCAAGUGACCUACUGACAUGUAUCCUAAGUCUGGGUUGAAGGAUGGAUCUUUUUGAUGGACCUCCAACUCCCAAAACUGAGAGAGCACAGAUAAGGUGACGUUUAUCUGAACAGUGCCUGUUGUUUUGUGAAACUCUGUAACUCCUUGUUGCAUUCUUAGGAAUAAAAAUUAUUAUGGUAUAAAAAAAA
Messenger RNA from Passer montanus (Eurasian tree sparrow), 3689 nucleotides. It is a transcript of the gene FBXO40, whose product is annotated as F-box protein 40. The record is from RefSeq and is a predicted model, not a curated record. Gene Ontology annotation, cellular component: cytoplasm. NCBI's taxonomy places the organism in Eukaryota, Metazoa, Chordata, Aves, Passeriformes, Passeridae. Gene Ontology annotation, molecular function: zinc ion binding; protein binding; ubiquitin protein ligase activity. The transcript has 5 exons. The coding region runs from base 90 to 2297 and encodes 735 amino acids.